ACCCAACCCACUGUUUAAACUGUACUUUAUUAUUUUAUUGAACUUACAUAAUAUUUUUGCGCAAAAUUUAUUUAAUUUUUCAGUCUUAACAGAAAGUAGAUAACAAAAGAGUUAAUUUCUUAUUAUUCAUAAUUAUGAGUAUGGGACGAACGUUUCGUGCAAGGAAACGGAGGGACUUGUCUAAAAAAUCAAGUGAAACUCGCAAUUGUGAUAUUGAAGAACUGUGUCAAUGGAUGUCCCGUGAAAACUGGAAAAACACUAGCUCGCUUCGACCGUUUAAUUUUGCUGCAACAGGUCGAGGUCUGCAAGCUAUGCGUUCCAUAUCCAUUGGAGACGUCUUAGUCAGUAUUCCAAGUAACUUGGUUGUUACUUGCAAGAGAGCCCUCCACUUCACAGCGUUAUCAAAGCUUUUUGAAGACUUGACAAAUCCUCUUUAUCCAACGGCACAGCAAAUUCUCUCCGCUUUUCUGCUCUUAGAAAAGCGGAAUCAAGAUUCUCUCUGGAAAACGUACAUUCAGGGUUUGCCAAAGUCAUUUUCAACCCCACAUUUUGUGCUGGACUUAAACCGACUUCCUUGUUAUAUCAGGGAAAAAGUCAUUUCUGAAAUAGCUGCAUUGAGAAAAUCUCUCUGUUGGAUCAACGCUCAAAUGAAACGGAGCAAGUUGGAAGAAUUCUCCUGGAGCGAUUUCUUGUGGGCCUGGUUUGCUGUCAACACGAGAGCAGUCUACGUAGAACCGAGCCAGGACAAAAUAUGCAAGGACAAAGACAACAUAGCUUUGGCACCGUUCUUGGACCUGCUCAACCAUUCGCCCCACAUUGAACCUAACAAGGUUGGCUGGAAUGGCGAUUUUUACCAAAUCAAAGCUUCCGAGUCAUUUAAGAAGCAUGACCAGGUUUUCAUCAGCUACGGUGCGCAUGACAAUCUCACUCUCUGCCUGGAGUAUGGAUUCAUCGUGGCAAAGAACCCUCAUGAUCGUGUAAUAUUUAGCAGAGAAGAAAUUCUGAAAGUGCUGCAACCUGAUCGAAAAGUUGACGAGUGUGAUGGAAUCAUUUGGUGCACUAGAGAAGGACUGAAUUGGACAGGAUUAGUUUAUAUGGCAAAGUGCCUGAAAAUAAGUGCCAGCAAUUUUGCUGAGGAUGUUAUUUUGCGCGAAGCAGCAGAAAAAGUUAUCAGAAAUAAGAUUGAAACGCUUAAUUGUGAGGUUGCUAAAAUGGCUGGAACAUUAGAAGAUAGUUUAGCAGUUACGAAGGACCUAAUUCAGGAGCAUUUGGAUCUAUUAUCCGUUGCUUCAGAAAUACAUUGCAAUUUUACUAAUUUGUGAAAGUUUCACAAUAAAAAUAUUUUUUCCAGAA
Messenger RNA from Cloeon dipterum, 1353 nucleotides. RefSeq names its product SET domain-containing protein 4. Bases 135 to 1322 code for a protein of 395 amino acids. Lineage: Eukaryota; Metazoa; Arthropoda; Insecta; Ephemeroptera; Baetidae. Gene Ontology annotation, biological process: peptidyl-lysine trimethylation; peptidyl-lysine monomethylation. The record is from RefSeq and is a predicted model, not a curated record. The transcript has 2 exons. Gene Ontology annotation, molecular function: protein binding; protein-lysine N-methyltransferase activity.